UCACUUGAUCGUGAAAUCCUCGACAAACACGUGCUAAAAGUGACAGCGUACGAACGACUUGAUCCUACCGUAUCAUCUAGUGUUACCGUAACCGUGGAUGUGCUGGACGUGCAGGACAAUAGCCCUAUUUUUGAAAGGGAUUCCUAUUUUGCCGACAUUCGUGAGGAUGCGCCGGACGAGAGCAGCUCGGCUUUAACGGCUCGAAUUCCAUGCAAGUGGAAAGCAGCCCUUGAUAAAGAAUUGCAGCCAUUAGCGCUUGAAGAA
Messenger RNA from Ostertagia ostertagi, 264 nucleotides. The record is from the annotation of a GenBank genome assembly. NCBI's taxonomy places the organism in Eukaryota, Metazoa, Nematoda, Chromadorea, Rhabditida, Trichostrongylidae.